Panicum hallii is the source of this 902-nucleotide messenger RNA. Its product is annotated as ADP-ribosylation factor-like protein 8c. Lineage: Eukaryota; Viridiplantae; Streptophyta; Magnoliopsida; Poales; Poaceae. Gene Ontology annotation, molecular function: GTP binding; GTPase activity. The record is from RefSeq and is a predicted model, not a curated record. Gene Ontology annotation, biological process: protein transport. The coding region runs from base 117 to 671 and encodes 184 amino acids. The transcript has 6 exons.
UCUCCUAGCCUAGUACCGCCCCCCCCCCCCCCCCGUACCUGCACGGCCGCACCGCCCCGCAUCGAGCUCGUCCCCUUCCCCCGCGCUGCGGAUUCCCCGAGAGAGAGAGAUCCGGCAUGGGGCUCUGGGACUCGCUGCUCAACUGGCUCCGAAGCUUGUUUUUUAAGCAGGAGAUGGAGCUCUCCUUGGUUGGGCUGCAAAAUGCUGGAAAGACAUCUCUAGUCAAUGCUGUCGCUACUGGUGGCUACAGCGAGGACAUGAUUCCAACUGUAGGCUUUAAUAUGCGGAAAGUUACCAAAGGAAAUGUCACAAUUAAACUUUGGGACCUUGGUGGGCAACGGAGAUUCCGGACAAUGUGGGAGCGCUACUGCCGAGGAGUUUCUGCUAUUCUAUAUGUGGUGGAUGCUGCUGAUCGAGAUAGUGUCCCAAUAGCAAAAAGUGAAUUGCAUGAUCUGCUGACGAAAAAGUCUUUAGCUGGGAUUCCCUUGCUUGUCCUUGGCAACAAAAUUGACAAGUCUGAAGCGCUUUCUAAGCAGGCAUUGGUUGACCAACUUGGAUUGGAAUCUAUACAGGAUCGUGAAGUUUGUUGCUACAUGAUCUCCUGCAAGGAUUCUGUGAACAUAGACGUUGUCAUUGACUGGCUUAUCAAGCACUCUAGAACAGCAAAGUAGCUUCUGUGUGUUUGUAUCACUUGAUGCACGGUGAUUUUAGUGUACCUCUGAAUCACCACUUUCCGCUUCCUGGUCCAGAUGUUAAAAGCGACCACCUUAUAAUCUAUGAUCUCUUCGGUGUCAGACAAACAGCAUGGUGUCUAGUACUUGAACAUCUGAACCUUUGUACUCCUUUGUAAAUGCCUUGGAAUAUUUGAUUAUUCUUUAUUGUGGACAUCUAGUGUUCUCUUU